Molecule: messenger RNA, 972 nt
Organism: Coniosporium apollinis CBS 100218
Lineage: Eukaryota; Fungi; Ascomycota; Dothideomycetes
Product: thymidylate synthase
Exons: 1
Coding region: 1-972 (323 amino acids)
Biological process (GO): dTMP biosynthetic process
Cellular component (GO): mitochondrion; cytosol
Molecular function (GO): thymidylate synthase activity
Source: RefSeq, a predicted model, not a curated record
AUGUCGCCCGCACCUCCAAAUCACGAAGAAAACCAGUACCUCAACCUCAUCCGCGAGAUUCUCCAGCAUGGCGAGCACCGACCCGAUCGCACCGGCACAGGCACAUACUCAAUCUUCGCACCGCCUCAAAUGAAGUUCUCCCUCUCCAAGCCCUCCGCCGACCCCGGCCAGCCACCAAUCCCCAUCCUCCCCCUCCUCACCACCAAACGCGUCUUCCUGCGCGCCGUCAUCGCAGAGCUCCUCUGGUUCAUCGCAGGCAGCACGUCCAGCAAACCAUUGUCGGAUCAAGGCAUCAAGAUCUGGGACGGCAACGGGAGUCGCGAAUUCCUCGACAGCGUCGGGCUGGCGCAUCACGCAGAGGGGGAUCUGGGUCCUGUGUAUGGCUUCCAGUGGCGGCAUUUCGGCGCAGAAUAUAAAGGCGCAGAUGCAGACUACACAGGGCAGGGCGUAGAUCAACUGGCCGAAGUCAUCGACAAGCUCAAACACAGACCGUACGACAGACGCAUCAUCCUCAGCGCCUGGAACCCGGCGGACCUGAAGAAGAUGGCCCUCCCGCCGUGCCACAUGUUCGCGCAAUUCUACGUGUCGUCCCCGCGGCCCAUCGUAAACGGCGUGGAGAAGCAAGAGAAGGAGAAACCGCGUGGCGUGCUACACUGCCUCCUCUACCAGCGCUCCUGCGACAUGGGCCUCGGCGUGCCGUUCAAUAUCGCCUCCUACGCGCUGCUGACGCAUAUGCUGGCGCAUGUGUGCGAUCUUACGCCUGGGACGUUCACGCACACGAUGGGGGACGCGCAUGUUUAUGUUGAUCAUGUGGAGGCGUUGAACGUGCAGUUGGAGCGGGAACCGAGAGAUUUCCCGGCGCUGGAGAUCAAGAAGGAUAAGGGGGGAAGCAUUGAUGGGUGGAUGGCGGAAGACUUUGUGGUUGUGGGAUACAAUCCGCACAAGACAAUCGCGAUGAAGAUGUCUGUAUGA